GACAAAACAAAUGAUAAUUUUAUAUGGAGGUGUCCAAAAUCACGAGUCUUUUAAUUGUUUCCGUCUUGUUUGUAUAUCCAUUUGUAAAAGUGAGGUAUUGGGUAUGGGAGUGACGAGUGUUACAGUGAUCGAGGUCAUUGAAGCAAUUGAUCGAUCAUAGAGGAUAACUUUGAUAUAUCAGCCGAUUUUCGACGCCCUCUGAUUGGCUACUGCUCUUCACCUUUUUCUAGUUGGCCACCACGUGAACCAAAAAGCUCUCCCAAAAAGUAAAUCGUCUCGGAGCUUUUUCUCCUCCGGUUUUACCAUUCUAGGGAUUAAUAGCUGUAGCAAAUUUUCUUGCGCUGGUUAAUGUGGGCGGCGCGAUGAAAUUGGAGGCUUUGCCCAAGGGGUUCCGCUUCCGCCCCACCGACGAGGAGCUCGUGAGCCAUUAUUUGAGGCUGAAGAUCAACGGCCAUCAUUCCGCCGUUGAGGUCAUCCCUGAGAUCGACGUCUGUAAAUGGGAGCCGUGGGAUCUCCCUGCACUCUCCGUUAUAAAAUGCGAUGACCCAGAAUGGUUUUUCUUUUGCCCACGUGAUAAGAAAUACCCAAAUGGGUAUCGUUCUAAUAGGGCCACAGAAGCUGGUUAUUGGAAAGCUACAGGGAAGGAUCGUACCAUAAAAUCUCGCAAAUCAUCCCCUUCAGGUCACUCCCAUUCUCAUGUGAUUGGCUUGAAGAAAACUCUAGUCUUUUAUAGGGGUCGUGCUCCAAAGGGUGAACGUACAAAUUGGAUAAUGCAUGAGUAUCGCGCCACUGAACCAGAUCUUGAUGGCACUGGCCCUGGACAGGGUGACUACGUCCUAUGCCGCUUGUUCCACAAGGCAGAUGAGAGGCUUGACAAUUUGAAAUGCGAUGGAGUGGAACAUACUGUCUCAGUCCCAUCUACAGAUAAAUCUUCUCCGGAUGAUGUAUCUUCAGAUGUGUUCCGAGAGCCAGCGAUGCUGGAUAUGCUAAUGGUUAAGGAACCAGGAGAAGUAAAGAAGUGGUUUACUGAUCCAGCCGACUGUCUGACUCCUACUAAUCUAGCUCCUGUUGAAAGCUGUGCAUCUGAUUGUAUUGAUCACUCAGGAGAAGAAGCAGCAAUGGAGGUGUCUCUGCCUUUGCAAGUCCAUUCAAUGUCUGAAGAAGCCACACACAAUCAAUUCGAUGACAAGGGCUUAGGUGACUUUCAAUCGCACAGUUAUGCAGAUUUGGUGGCUCCCAUUGGUUCACCCUUUGCUGCUGACUUUGGCUAUGAAAGAAAUGGAUUGCAUUUUCAAGAUGGCACAUCUGAACCAGAUGCAUCCCUGUCAGAGCUAUUGGAAGGCCUUCAAAACCAUGGAAAUUGCUUCUAUGAUGAGUCAACUAGCCACAAGACCUUUGAUCCGAGUGGGAGCUUUGUUCCUAGCCACAUUGAUGAUCUAACGCAAGCACCAUUUGCAUUUUGUAAGGAUGAAAAAUCUCCAAGCUUUUCCAGAGUACAAUCCCCUGAUCAUUCCCGUUCCUGCUAUGCUUCUGAAGAAGUGGAUUCUUCAGUAAAUACAGUUGGAGGAUCAUUCCUUAGACGAAUUGAGACAUUUUGCCACUCUAAUUCAACCAAAGAUAAUGAUACACCUGUUAGUGAAACUGGAAUCAAGAUUCGAUCUCGCCAACCACGAAAUCCUCCAAGUUUGAUGAACUUUACAUCCCAGGGAACUGCUCCAAGGCGACUGCGCCUUUGGUUCGGUCCCAGACCAGAGUCCAACUAUAGCGACAGAUCCAAGGAAGAUGAAUCACAAUCACUUAACGAACAGGAUGCUGACAUUGCCCACAAAAGUGAUCCAAACUCAGCUGCAAAACAUGGACAAAACAGCAGUGUAAGAAUGCCCUCACCUAAAAUAUCAGGACUCCUAUCUGUUCGCGGAGGUUCAGGUUAUAUGAAAGCGUAUGCUGCCGGCAUAUACAUAGCUAUAACCGUAUCAGUGCUUCUCGGGAUAUGGAUAUGCCCCAAGCUGCAUGCUCUACAAGGUUGACAUGUAAUUAUGUGUGGUAAUCUUAAUUAUUAGCAUUACACUGUUCCUUUUUUGCUAAUCACAAUUAGGCGUAUUAGGUGACUGAGCCACAUGUUUUUCUGUAUAAAUCUAGUUUGUGUAGAGAGGUAUUGAUGUUAGUUAGUAGUUAAUGUUGCAUAAUGAAAAUGAUGUUGUUUAGGAAGUUCUUUACUUUCUCAGAUUCUCUUUGAUACUACUCAUAUAUGGAGCUAUAUCUUAGAAUUGUAUUCCACUAAAAUAAUCUGUCUAGAUUUUACUAAUCAAUGAAGUGUGUCAUUUUUCACUAUUAUAAA
Salvia miltiorrhiza (redroot sage) is the source of this 2338-nucleotide messenger RNA. RefSeq names its product protein NTM1-like 9. The coding region runs from base 363 to 2027 and encodes 554 amino acids. Gene Ontology annotation, molecular function: DNA binding. The transcript is spliced from 6 exons. The record is from RefSeq and is a predicted model, not a curated record. Gene Ontology annotation, biological process: regulation of DNA-templated transcription. NCBI's taxonomy places the organism in Eukaryota, Viridiplantae, Streptophyta, Magnoliopsida, Lamiales, Lamiaceae.